Daphnia pulicaria is the source of this 6074-nucleotide messenger RNA. RefSeq names its product low-density lipoprotein receptor-related protein 6-like (gene arr). Lineage: Eukaryota; Metazoa; Arthropoda; Branchiopoda; Diplostraca; Daphniidae. Gene Ontology annotation, molecular function: calcium ion binding; protein binding. The record is from RefSeq and is a predicted model, not a curated record. The transcript is spliced from 5 exons. Bases 395 to 5659 code for a protein of 1754 amino acids.
AAGUAUGAUAUGAAUGAAUUGAAUUGAUGCUAUUUCAUAUUGUAAAACAAUUCCCAAGGGGUUAUGAAAGGGUCAAAAGAAUAAGAAAAGGUAGAAGAGAAAAAGAGGCUGUAUCUGGAUGCCAUAAACGGAAAAUAAAAAAGGAAAAAAAUGUACGGCAACGUUGACAUACCAUUAGAGUAAAAAAAAAUUAAUCAAGAUGGCGCCCAGUGGCUUGGUUUAGCCAGUGACAACUGUUUCGGAAUUUAGUUAUUUUUGCGAAUCAUGAAGUUUUUAUCAAACUGAACUUAUAACAAAACAACAGUUAAUUGUUCCACUAGUGUUGUAUAAACUUGCCACAGUGUCUUACUUGCAAUGUAGCUUGUAUCAUGUGCUUGGUGUUUAAAUCGAAACGAUGCGAUUGUUGGUGCAGCUCUUGGCGGUUUUCCUUGUAACCGUCCAACAAGGUGCCUCUGCUCAUCCUUGGCUUUUAUUCGCCAAUCGCAAAGAUAUUCGUUUGGUGGACGCCACUCAGACAAGGAAUCGAAACAACAAUGUCACCAUCAUCAUUAAGGAUCUCGAGGAUGCUGCUGCCCUUGAUUAUCAUUAUGAGAAGGGGAUGGUCUGCUGGACAGACAUUAGCCUUGAGAUGAUUCGAUGUGCCUACCAUCAGGGAGCCAAUUUACUUAAUAAAACAAAUGUUAUCACUACAGGUUUGGUGUCCCCAGAUGGGCUGGCGAUAGAUUGGUUGGGGAACAAGUUGUAUUGGACAGAUAGUGAAACCAAUCGCCUUGAAGUUUCAACACUGAAUGGAGAAAACAGAAAAGUUCUUUUUUGGGAGGACUUGGAUCAGCCAAGAGCCAUCUGCUUGUUUCCGAAGAAAGGCUUGCUGUUCUGGACCGAUUGGGGAGAGAAUCCCAAAAUUGAAUCUGCUGGCAUGAAUGGUGAUCUUACAACAAGACAUGUCAUUAUCAAGGAUGAAAUAUUUUGGCCCAAUGGACUGACUAUUGAUUAUGAAGAAGAGGCCAUAUUUUGGGCCGACGCCAAGUUGAAUAUCAUCUGUUCAGCCAGUCUAACUGGUGCGAAUAGGAGGACAGUAAGUCAGGGAGAUUUACAACAUCCAUUUGCUUUGACCAUGUACAAAAAUGUGCUGUACUGGACCGAUUGGCAGACCAAAUCCAUUCAUUCAUGCAAUAAGAAAACGGGAGCUGGUAGGAAAGCUGUUCUUGGCUCUUCUCUUACUCCUAUGGACAUUCACGUGUACGACCAAGAGAGGCAACCCUACAGCGCCUUACCGUGUCAGAAUCAGAAUGCCAAGUGUUCUCAUCUUUGUCUCUCAGCUCCUUAUCCUCCAUGGUUCACCUGUGCAUGCCCCACAGGGUCAAAAUUAGUCGACAAUUUUACGUGCGCUGAUGGUGCUCAACAGUUGUUGCUGUUGGCAAGGCGUACUGAUCUGAGGCGCAUCUCACUCGACACUCCUGAUUACACAGACGUCGUUCUACCUUUGGAUGGCGUCAAGCACGCCAUCGCAGUCGACUACGAUCCCGUAGAUGGAUUUGUCUACUGGUCAGAUGACGAAGUUCGAGGCAUCCGUCGUGCAAAACUUGAUGGCAGUCAACAGGAGGAUGUUGUUAUGGCUGAAGUUGACCACCCGGACGGAAUUGCUGUUGACUGGAUCGGCCGUAACCUUUAUUGGACAGAUACUGGGACGGAUAGAAUUGAAGUUGCUCGACUCAAUGGCACCUGGCGUAAGGUGCUCAUAUCAGAAAAUUUGGAUGAACCCCGUGCCCUGGCCUUAGAUCCUGAAGUUGGCUGGAUGUUUUGGACUGAUUGGGGUAAAGAGCCGAAAAUUGAACGAGCUUCCAUGGAUGGCUCGGAUCGCGUAGUCCUUGUAAAUACUUCCUUGGGCUGGCCCAACGGUAUCGCUCUCGAUUACGUUCAGCGUCGCCUCUACUGGUGUGAUGCAAAAACGGACAAAAUUGAAGUGGCUGACAUGGACGGCUCCAAACGCAAAGAAAUACUCAGCGAAAAUGUGCCCCACAUUUUCGGUUUCUCCUUGCUCGGCGAUUUUCUCUACUGGACAGACUGGCAACAUCGUAGUAUUGAGAGAGUGCAUAAGUGGACGGGCGAGGAUCGCAAAAUCAUUGUAGAUCAGCUCCCAGAUCUAAUGGGACUCAAAGCAAUCAACAUCACAGAGGUUCGAGGGACAAAUGCUUGUGCUGUUGGAAAUGGUGGAUGUUCCCACUUGUGCCUGAACCGACCAGGCAAAUAUGUUUGUGCCUGUCCCAUCGGUUACGAACUGACGGCUGAUGAGAUUAACUGUGUGAUUCCGGAAGCUUUCUUGCUCUUCACUCGUAAAGAAGACAUUCGCCGCAUCAGUUUAGAAGCGAACCACAAAAACGUCAUCAUUCCGAUUGCUGGUGUCAAGGAAGCUAGUGCCUUAGAUUUCGACGUCAACGACAAUCGCAUUUACUGGACAGAUAUUGGAGUCAAGUCCAUUUCGCGAGCCUUUAUGAACGGAUCAAAUCUGGAAGUAGUGGUUGAAUUUGGUUUGGAGUAUCCAGAAGGCAUGGCUGUCGACUGGGUGGCCCACAAUAUCUAUUGGGCAGACAUGGGAAGCCAUCGUGUGGAAGUGGCCCGACUUGACGGAUCUUCACGGCGUGUUUUGAUUUGGAAAGAUUUGAAAAAUCCACGCAGCAUCGCCCUGGACCCAGGAGAAGGAUACAUGUACCUCGGUGUCUGGGGUUCUGUCCCACACAUUGAACGCGCUGGACUAGAUGGGAGCCAACGCAUCACUUUGGUCAAUGGUGUAGGUCGCGUCAACGGGCUGGUGGUAGACUUUGCCGACAGACGCCUCUACUGGGCCGAUGUUGACGGCAAGCACAUUGAGAGCUGUGACCUAGACGGCAAACAACGACAAGUUGUGGUCUCGGGUAAUAUGCCUCAGCCGCACGGCCUGACGCAGUAUGAGGAGUUUAUUUACUGGGCUGACUGGACAACACGCUCGAUCGAGAGAGCCCACAAGCAAUCGGGUGAAAAUAGAACACGUAUCCAAACUCAGGUAGAUUACGUUAUGGAUAUUCUCGUCUUCCAUUCGUCGCGACAGUCCGGCUGGAACCCCUGUGCUGUCAAUAACGGAGGGUGUUCUCACCUGUGCCUUGCUCUACCAGCUGGAUCUACAAGUAGUUCCUCACCUCGUACUCAGCCAUCAGUUUCUUCUACAACUACCGCUGCAUCUUCUUCAUCAGCAUCGACGUCGUCUGCUGCUGCAGCGACAAAUCUACCAGCAACUACAGUAGUCGUCCGUCAAUCGCAUACUCAUCGAUGUACCUGUCCCACCCAUUACGAGCUUGUGGCAGACAACAAAACAUGUGUCGCCCCGAAAUCAUUUCUUCUCUUCAGCCAAAAGAAUUACAUCAACCGACUUCUUCCGAGUUCCCCUGAUAGCCCGGAUGUGAUUCUGCCUAUUCGAGGCUUGAAACAAGUUCGUGGUAUUGAGUUUGACCCGGUUGGACAGCACUUAUACUGGAUAGACGGACGUUCACAAACCAUUCGUCGCGCGCUAGAUAAUGGGACCCAAGCUUCAGUUGUUGUGGCCAAUCCAACACAGUCACUACAUCCAUACGAUUUGGCAGUGGAACCUUAUUCACGAGUACUCUUUUGGAGUUGCUCAAGGUUCAAUGCCAUCAACGCUACCAGAAUCGAUAAUCACCUUUCUGUUGGUAUCCUGGUUGGAGGUCCGUCCACCAGCGACAAACCAAGGAACUUGGCCGUUCACCCUGUCAAAGGAUGGCUGUUCUUCACCAACUUAGUCUCGCCGGCCCGAAUCGAACGGUGCCGUUUAGACGGUAGUGACCGCGUCAAGAUAAUAGAAACAGAUAUUGACCAACCUUCAGCGCUGACUAUCGACACAGAAGAGGAGAUGAUCUUUUGGGCUGACACCAGUUUGAAGGUCAUCGAAGUUGCAGCUCUAGACGGAACCAAUCGCAGGAAGUUGAUCUCUUCUCAAUUAGUUCAGCCUAUUGCAUUAACUGUUCACGGACGGCACCUUUAUUGGUUAGAAAAGGAUUCACAACUCAUCGAACGAGCACUCAAGAUUAACGGUGAAGACAGACAAAGAGUCCAGGGUCGGAUUCCAUAUUUGUCGGAUUUACUUUCAACGUCUACACUGGAUCCAAAUACUCUAGCAUCCAAUCCGUGUUAUCCACCCAACUCAGGCUGUGGUCAUCUUUGCGUCUUGAUGGAUUCCGGCGAACGUGGCAGAUGUGCUUGUCCAUUAAACAUGAUACUCGAAGAUGGCAAAACGUGUGUAGAACCACCUGCUUGUUCUCCAGAACAUUUUACCUGUCGUUCCGGAAUUUACGAAACGGGACCGUCUGGAAGCGGGGCCACUCGCUGCAUUCCCCUGUCGUGGCGUUGUGAUGGCCAGACGGAAUGUUCAGAUGCUUCGGAUGAAGAAGAUUGCCCAGAAUGUCGGCCAGAUCAGUUCCGGUGCCAGACCGGCCAGUGCAUCGCUAAGAAACAUGAAUGUGAUGGCGUCCCUCAAUGCAUGGAUCGAUCAGAUGAACAAAGGUGUUGUCCCCUUGGGCAAUUUUACUGUUCAGAACUUUGUCUUCCCGAUAUUCUUCUUUGCGAUGGUGUGCCUCAUUGCCCGGAUGAAUCCGACGAAUCAGUUACUUCCUGCGCAAACCGUGUGGCUAAUCCAUUAGCCGGCGAUUCGUCCAUUAGGACUACUUACAUCAUCGGCAUUGUGGUUGGAUUGGGAUCGGUUGCGCUUCUUUGUGUUCUCUUUUUCUGUUGGCAUAGAAGACACAGCCACGCUGACCCUGACGAAGGAGCCCACGAUCCUCUCAAUCCAGUUGCGCCCCGACACACUAUUGUACCCGGCCACACUCAGCUGCAAACAGACUAUCAACUUCAAUAUGUCAGUAAUAUUGUUGGUGAGAGGACGGCAGGUGUAGGAGCAUCCUCUCACCUCGGCAGCAGCGCGGUGGACCUCUUGAGCGGCCGUGGAGUGAAAAAUGGGGGAGCCAUUAUUGUGGAUGGAGGUGGCGUCGUGGUUGGUUCAAGUUCCAGCUGCCAAUUGUACGACCGCAGUCAUGUUACUGGUGCAUCGAGUUCGAGUUCGAGCGGUCCUGGAUAUCCUCAGGAGACUCUAAAUCCACCGCCCAGCCCGGCAACAGAUACACGAUCUCACUGCACGGAACCAUACUGCUGUACAGCUGUGAGUGGUCAAUCUCACAAGUCGCACACAUUGAGCCGUCAGACUGCUCGUGGGCACCAUCUGGGACAUCAACCCAGGCUAAGUGGUACUUCGAGCCAAGUUUAUUCUACUUUACGAUCUUAUAAGCAUUACAAAGUCCGCAACCAACCUCCACCACCCACACCCUGCAGUACCGACAACUUCGAAGAAUCGGAUUCGCAAGUGGCUUAUCACAGUUCACCUUCGCCUUCGUCUAUACCUAAGAUGGGCCCAGGAUUCAAAAAUGCUGGUAGAAGGCAACAGUCUUCACAUCGACACCAACGAUUGGGAGCGGACUACGACAGUGAUCCUUACCCUCCACCACCUACUCCAGCAAGAUCACAUUACGUGUCAGAUGCAUCAUGUCCGCCAUCCCCUUCGACAGAACGAUCAUAUUUUAAUCCUUUACCCCCUCCACCUUCUCCAUCACCUCAGUAGAUUUAGAUGUUCUACAAUUAUUUUAUUAGAUUUUUGUCCCCAUAAAUGAACGCGGAAUCGGAAUUAUUUGAACGAAAAUGUACAGCUAUUUUAAUCCUGUAAAUAAUUUCUAACAAGAAGACAAUCAUGUGCUCCUUGACUUUCUUUUUCUCGGUCCUCUCCUUCCACCUGGGUAGCCGUAACCCGUCGUGUUAUCUAUGAAUAUAUCUAUUACUACCAUGCUCCCUUUUGAUUGAGUGCAAGAUGAUGAGAAAAUUUGGGUACGGUUGACAUCUCAUUUCGUUACUUCGGUUUUUUUUUUUUUUUCUCGGCAACUAAUUUCUUUUCCAAGUUUCGUGAAAAUACGGCAGGAGACUGCCUCAUUGUGCCAACCACUCCGUUGUAUUGCCUUAAAUAAUACACUGUGGUAUCUCUU